Molecule: messenger RNA, 456 nt
Organism: Perkinsus marinus ATCC 50983
Lineage: Eukaryota; Perkinsozoa; Perkinsida; Perkinsidae
Exons: 4
Coding region: 1-456 (151 amino acids)
Molecular function (GO): small GTPase binding
Source: RefSeq, a predicted model, not a curated record
AUGGAACAUCGCCUCAGUUCCUUGGCCGGUAUAUUGACCGUGUUUUUGACGAAGUUGCAGAAGAAGAACACGGCUGCUUUAACUAGGAAAUUCGCGAUAACUCUGAGUGUGUUCGUAUACUGUGUUCCAGAUGGUCCUAAGGUAUUGCUUACAACCCUGGAACAGAUACAAGCUGGACUAUCUGUUAUGGUUGUGAAGUCAUUGUGGAUGUCAGCAUUCAAGGGGAAUAUGGGUGGCAAAGAGAACAAGAAGGUUUGCCUACUUUCUGCGGCUAAGUUCGUGAGUGACCCUACCGUCCAGAGCAAUGGAGAGAUAAUGCAUGCCGUUCUAAUGGGAAUAUCUGAACUGCUGGGUUUGAACGAGAGAGAGCAACAGCCAGGGAAUUCAUUGCUUAACCCUAAGCUUAAUGAUGAGGAUGAUGAUUAUGAAGAUGACGAUGCUGAAGAUCGAGAGUAA